UCCGGGCGCUGCUUCCGGGUGGGGCCCCGGGCGGAGGAGAUGGCGCCGUGGGCGCUCCUCAGCCCAGGGGUCCUGGUGCGGACCGGGCACACUGUGCUGACCUGGGGGAUCACGCUGGUGCUCUUCCUGCACGAUACCGCUCUGCGGCAGUGGGAGGAGCAGGGGGAGCUGCUCCUGCCCCUUACCUUCCUGCUCCUCGUGCUGGGUUCCCUGCUGCUCUACCUGGCUGUGUCGCUCAUGGACCCGGGAUAUGUGAAUGUCCAGCCCCAGCCCCAGGAGGAGGUGAAGGAGGAGCAGACGGCCAUGGUUCCUCAAGCCAUCCCCCUUCGGCGCUGCAGAUACUGCCUGGUGCUGCAGCCCCUGCGGGCCCGGCACUGCCGCGAAUGCCGGCGCUGCGUGCGCCGCUAUGACCACCACUGCCCCUGGAUGGAGAACUGCGUGGGGGAGCGCAACCACCCGCUCUUCGUGGCCUACUUGGCGCUGCAGCUGGUGGUGCUUCUGUGGAGCCUCUACCUGGCCUGCAUCCGUCCCCCAGUAACUCCCCAUCUGUCUCCUGCCGCGCAGGUCUGGCCUCCAUUUCUUCCAGCCUUGGGGGCUGUGGCUGCGCUCCAGCGGGCUGCUGUUCGCCACCUUCCUGCUGCUCUCCCUCUUCUCCUUGGUGGCCAGCCUGCUCCUCGCCUCGCACCUCUACCUGGUGGCCGGCAACACCACCACCUGGGAGCUCAUCUCCUCGCACCGCAUUGCCUAUCUCCGCCAGCGCUCCAGCAACCCCUUCGACCGCGGCCUGACCCGCAACCUGGCCCACUUCUUCUGCGGAUGGCCCUCAGGGUCCUGGGAGACCCUCUGGGCUGAGGGAGAGGAGGAGGAGGAGGAAGGCAGAAGCCAGGCUGUGUAGGGUCCCUGAAGGCAAGGCCACCAUCUUGUGCCUGAAAACCAGAGGGGAUGCAGCCCGCUGGGGUCGGCCCUCAGAGGGCCCUGAGGUCCUUUGCUCCUGCCUGCUCCUCCGAGGCCUCAGAGCAGAGCUGAGCAACAGAACCCUGUGUCAGUGGGCAGGUCUGCCCUGUAAAGGAAGAAUGGGAGGCAGAGGACGUGUCGGGGGGUGGUCAGGCACCAGAGACCUGGGCUUCGGAGACCUCUACCCCGCCCCCCACGCCAGGAUGCUUCCAGUGCACAGUUUUAUAAGUUUAAUAAUCUAUAAAGCAAGUCAAGUAUUAAAAAAAACAACUGCUCUUU
Neogale vison (American mink) is the source of this 1233-nucleotide messenger RNA. It is a transcript of the gene ZDHHC12, whose product is annotated as zinc finger DHHC-type palmitoyltransferase 12. The transcript has 6 exons. Gene Ontology annotation, molecular function: protein-cysteine S-palmitoyltransferase activity. The coding region runs from base 40 to 852 and encodes 270 amino acids. The record is from RefSeq and is a predicted model, not a curated record. Gene Ontology annotation, biological process: protein targeting to membrane; peptidyl-L-cysteine S-palmitoylation. NCBI's taxonomy places the organism in Eukaryota, Metazoa, Chordata, Mammalia, Carnivora, Mustelidae. Gene Ontology annotation, cellular component: endoplasmic reticulum; Golgi apparatus.